AUGGACUCUAUCAUCGAGACCCAAAGAGCGACCCACGAGGAGAUUGAGCGGUAUGAGCAGGCGCUCGCCGACGUGCUCAUGCAGAACCCCACUGCUCAACGCAACAUUACGCGUCGAGAUCGCAAGACGGCUGAGAUCCUUGACCGCAUCGGCGAGCUCAAGCACAACCUUGUGGGGAUGUACGAGGACCUGCCAGGUCUGAGGCCUACCGAACUCGGUCUCCUCUCCGCACCGGCUCCUGGGGAGGGUGUCGAUGAGCUCGCCGAGUUCUACUCGCGGUUUGAGAAGAUCAAGGCGUUCCAUCGCACAAACCAGAACAUCAACGCGCGCGAGUUCUUGAACGAGAUUGACGAGAUGGUGCAGGGUGACGGCCUGCAGGUGACCGAGGUGGAGGACCCCGAGAGUGGCCAAGUGGAAACUGUCACUGUUGACCCUCUCGACAAUGUCUUUUCUGGCGAGGAGGUGUACGGAAAGCACCUGGACCUUUACCUGGCGCAUUCGCAGUACCUCAACCUGAAGGGAAGCACGCGUCUGUCGUACGUUGGGUAUCUCGACAUGCUCAAGCAGGGCCGUGUCGAGAGGACGCUGGACCUGAGGGAACGGAGCCAUGCGGCAUAUCUCGAAUACGUCUUGACGCUGUACAACUAUCUCGUCUCGUUCUUUGAGCGCGCGCUUCCUCUUGUCAACCUCAAGGCCAAGCUCGAGGAGGAGCAGACCAAGUUUGAGGCCGCAUGGGCCAACGACGAGAUUCCGGGAUGGUCAGAGGCGUCGUCAAGCGCAAAGAAGGUGGCGAACGGCGGUGCAGGCAUCUGGUGCCCGUACUGCCAGAAGCACUACUCGAAGCAGACCGUGUACGACGCGCACCUCAAUUCGCCAAAGCACAAGAAGAAGGAGGCCGCAGGCAAGGCGGUCAGCGAGGAGGACGCGUCUUCUGCGGGAACCGCUGCCGGUCCGUCAACCUCGUCACGCGACAAGGUUAAGCAGCCCGCGCGCUACACUUUCCUCGUCUCGGCCCUCCUCACCUUCCCUCCCAUUCCCGACAAGAUCACCGACUCGAGGUCGGAAGUUGAGCGUCGCAGUGCUCUUACGGCUCGCGAGCGUGAAGCAGAGCUCGAGGAGGCAGAGGAUGCGCCGCCACCCAUCGAGGUGUCGAGGGGCGUUGACGGCGAAGAGGAGGAUGACGAGGACGAGGACGGGCACACCUACAACCCCCUCAAGCUCCCGAUUGGCUGGGACGGCAAGCCAAUUCCAUUCUGGCUGUACAAGCUGCACGGUCUUGGUGUCGAGUUCAAGUGCGAGAUUUGCUCCGACUAUGUGUACAUGGGACGCAAGGCGUUUGACCGCCACUUCCAGGAGUCGCGUCACGCGUUCGGCAUGCGCGCUCUCGGUCUCCCAAACACUCGUCACUUCCACGAGAUUACCAAGAUUGCGGACGCGCUUGCCCUGGCUGAGAAGCUCAAGCGCGAGGGCAGGCAGGAGCUUGCUGCCAUGGACAGGGCAGAGGAGUUUGAGGAUGCCGACGGCAACGUGUAUGACAAGAAGACGUACGAGGACCUGAAGAGGCAGGGUCUGUUGUAG
Messenger RNA from Apiotrichum porosum, 1578 nucleotides. RefSeq lists its product as uncharacterized. Gene Ontology annotation, molecular function: zinc ion binding; RNA binding. Gene Ontology annotation, cellular component: nucleus; spliceosomal complex. The transcript has 5 exons. NCBI's taxonomy places the organism in Eukaryota, Fungi, Basidiomycota, Tremellomycetes, Trichosporonales, Trichosporonaceae. Bases 1 to 1578 code for a protein of 525 amino acids. Gene Ontology annotation, biological process: mRNA splicing, via spliceosome. The record is from RefSeq and is a predicted model, not a curated record.